AUGUCGACCUCGGCGGUCGCUCGCAAGGGUGCGUUGCCCCACACUGACGCAGACCUUGUCCAGGAGGCCUACCUCCGUGAGCUGAAGGCGUACAAGGCGCCGCCGAAGGACGAAAAUGCUCACAAGGGCCAGGUGCGCGAGUUCUCGGCGCCUGCUGCCCCCCGCGCGCCGUCGACGCCGUCGUCGUCCGAGAUCUCGUCGGAGCUCGAGGCGUACGCGGCGGCCGAGCCGGAUGCGGCGCCCGUGUCGCACGCCGCCGACGAGGCUGCGUCGGAGCAGCAGGACGUGAACGAGUACCUGAAGGAGCUGCAGGCCGACCUUCCCGCCGAGCCGCACCACUAG
This is a messenger RNA of Malassezia sympodialis ATCC 42132, 342 nucleotides long. RefSeq lists its product as uncharacterized. The record is from RefSeq and is a predicted model, not a curated record. The coding region runs from base 1 to 342 and encodes 113 amino acids. Gene Ontology annotation, molecular function: proton-transporting ATP synthase activity, rotational mechanism. The transcript has a single exon. Gene Ontology annotation, biological process: proton motive force-driven ATP synthesis. NCBI's taxonomy places the organism in Eukaryota, Fungi, Basidiomycota, Malasseziomycetes, Malasseziales, Malasseziaceae.